AUGCCGGAGGAGAUGCGGCGGCCGGAGGGGGACAGGGAGAAGCUGAGGGAGAUGCCGAGCUUCCGGACCAUUUCCGAGAGUCAGGAGCGGACGGCUAUGGGGCUGACGCGCGGAGCCUUCUUCGCUCCUUCCUUCCGUGGUAUUGUGGCGACGGAGGCUCUGGAUCGGGUGAUCGAAGAGGGACGGCGGCGCGAUGGAAGUGACGAUGACGGCGAUGAGGAUUUCGAGUUCGCUUUUGUCUCCAGGGUCUCCUUCGAUGGAUUCGACCCGGUCGCUGCGGAGGAGAUCUUCUCCGAAGGCCAGAUCCUGCCUGUAUAUCCGCCUGUAAUCGACGAUCACAGCCUUGAAGAAUCUGAGAUCCGACGUCAGGACAGGCACGGUGGCGUCCAUAUGGAUGGAGAAGACGGCGAUGAGGAUGUGGCGGCGGAGAAGUCCGUCCGCCAUCCCUUGCGGAAGCUCUUUGCCGACGAUGGCGACCUAACAGCGACCUCCUCCUCAUCAGAGUCGUCUGAGUCGGGAGAGUUAAACGGAGUCCCCGGAGAGAUCUACUGCGUCUGGGAGCCGAGAUCCGACCUGCCGUCACCGGACCUGCCCAAGAAGAGCCGUUCCACGGGGACAUCGUCGAAGAGGUGGCGCCUACUCGAUCUCGUCGCCAGCCGGAGCCACAGCGAUGGGAAAGAUAAGUUCAUCUUCAUCUCAGCGUCGCAAUCCACAGCUGCCGGCGAGAAGUCCAGAAAAUCCUCCGGAGAUAAGAACCCCCCCAACACGAAGAAGCGCGAAUCCCUCGCGGAAUCGAAGAAGAACUCGAAUGCAAGAGCCAGAACAAGGGUCGCGGGGAUGGACAUGGCCACCGCUCACCGGCUCUUCUACAUGAACGGAGUGGCAGUGUCCGGCGACCCGCGGCGGUCGUUCCUUCCCUACCGGAAGGAUCUGCUCGGAAUCUUCAGCAAUCUGAAAGGACCCCCCGUUCGAAGCGCCCCCCUACUGUAG
Molecule: messenger RNA, 990 nt
Organism: Spirodela intermedia
Lineage: Eukaryota; Viridiplantae; Streptophyta; Magnoliopsida; Alismatales; Araceae
Source: the annotation of a GenBank genome assembly